AUGGCCAAUUCGGGCCUGCAGCUGCUGGGCUUUUCCAUGGCUCUGCUGGGCUGGGUGGGCCUGGUGGCGUGCACCGCCAUCCCGCAGUGGCAGAUGAGCUCGUACGCGGGCGACAAUAUCAUCACCGCCCAAGCCAUGUACAAGGGGCUGUGGAUGGACUGCGUCACGCAGAGCACCGGCAUGAUGAGCUGCAAAAUGUACGACUCGGUGCUCGCCCUGUCGGCGGCCAUGCAGGCCACUCGAGCCCUAAUGGUGGUGUCCUUGGUGCUGGGCUUCCUGGCCACAUUCGUGGCCACGAUGGGCAUGAAGUGUACAAACUGUGGGGGAGAUGACAAAGUGAAGAAGGCCCGGAUAGCCAUGACGGGAGGCAUCAUUUUCAUCUUGGCAGGUCUUGCUGCCUUGAUAGCUUGCUCCUGGUACGGCCAUCAGAUUGUCUCAGAUUUCUAUAACCCCUUGGUCCCCAUGAAUGUUAAGUAUGAGUUUGGUCCUGCCAUCUUCAUUGGCUGGGCAGGGUCUGCUCUGGUCCUCCUGGGAGGUGCGCUGCUCUCUUGCUCCUGUCCUGGGAGUGAGAGCAAAGCUGGAUACCGUGCGCCUCGCUCCUAUCCUAAGCCCAACUCUGCCAAGGAGUAUGUGUGAGCUGGGAUGCCCCUGCCCCAACCUGGCAGCCUACAGGCGCCUCCUUAUGAAAGGACCUGGGGCAGAGAGCUCAGCCAGUGGGCAGGGUGCCAAGCAGAAGCCUUCGGUCACUCUAGCCCAGCACACCAUGUACAGUUUCCUGGGGGGGUUGGGUGGGGGGGACAAAAAAGGGAGGGUGUGCUUUUUGUACAGUAAUAAAAAUAUGUUUUGGAAAGUAGGCUUUUUUCCCCAUCUCCUUCAUGGCAUCUGCAACGACUCAGGGGCUGGGCUUCCCUCAUCCACUCCCAGCCUCCAGUCCUGUCUACUUGCGAGUCUUGCUUAAAUAGCAACCAAAGAACUUUUGCUUUUAAUAAGAAAAUAAAAGAUUUUAUUAGGCUUGG
This is a messenger RNA of Dama dama (fallow deer), 1016 nucleotides long. RefSeq names its product claudin 7 (gene CLDN7). The record is from RefSeq and is a predicted model, not a curated record. Lineage: Eukaryota; Metazoa; Chordata; Mammalia; Artiodactyla; Cervidae. Gene Ontology annotation, cellular component: plasma membrane; bicellular tight junction. The transcript is spliced from 4 exons. The coding region runs from base 1 to 636 and encodes 211 amino acids. Gene Ontology annotation, biological process: cell adhesion; bicellular tight junction assembly. Gene Ontology annotation, molecular function: structural molecule activity.